AUGGAAGAGAAGCGCCGUGACGCCGCCGGAGUUCAGCCGCCGUCAAAUGCCGAAUCUCCGGCCGCCGAGCCAUCUUCUGCUCGGCGCCGCGGCGGAGCCCAGAAGAGAAAGGCCAGCAGCCUCGGCGGCUCCACUUCUUCAUCCACGCCGUCCAAACGCUUCACUCGCGAGAAGGCUAUGCUCUCUCACCCUCCGAUCCACAAUGGCCCGUUGACCCGGGCCCGCCAGGGCCCAAGCAGCCUCGGUUCGGCUUCUGCGUCUGGGGCUGCAGCGAAGCCGACGGUAGCCAAGCGGCCCGACCCGGUUGGAGAGGCGGUGGCAGAGCUGGUGAAGAGGGAGAGCGAGUUGGAGGCUCUGGAGGCUUCUAUGGAGGCUGAGUUUGAAGCCAUUAGAUCUCGCAAUGCGAAUGCUCAUGUUGUUCCAAGUCAUUGUGGUUGGUUUUCAUGGACAAAGGUUCACCCCAUUGAGGAGCAAAUGUUGCCAUCUUUCUUUAAUGGGAAGUCUGAGACGAGAACUCCUGAUGCAUACUUGGAGAUACGUAAUUGUAUUAUGAAGAUAUUCCAUGCGAAUCCAGGAGUAUUUAUUGAAUUGAAGGAUUUGUUGGAGCUUGAAGUUGGCGACUUUGAUGCUAGACAAGAAGUAAUGGAAUUUUUGGACCAUUGGGGUUUAAUUAAUUUUGACCCGUCCCCACCAACAGGUUCUACUGUGGCCAGUGCCGAGGGUGAUGUGUUGGCAGAAAAGGACUCUUUGGUUGAUAAGUUGUAUCCUGCUGUGGCCAGUGCUGAGGGUGAUGAGUUGGCAGAAAAGGAUUCUUUGGUUGAUAAGUUGUAUCACUUUGAAGCAUUACAAUCACGCUCAUCAGUUGUUCCAAAGACUAAUAUAACAACCCCAACUGUGCCAUCUGGGUUGUUUCCUGAGUCUGCAAUUGCUGAAGAGUUGGUGAGGCCUGAGGGGCCAGCUGUUGAGUACCAUUGUAACUCUUGUUCAGCUGAUUGCUCACGCAAGCGCUACCAUUGCCAGAAGCAGGCAGAUUUUGAUCUAUGUACUGAUUGUUUUAGUAAUGGGAAAUUCGACUCUGGUAUGUCUUCAUCAGAUUUCAUUCUUAUGGAGCCUGCUGAAGCUCCUGGGGUAAGUGGUGGGAAGUGGACGGAUCAGGAGACUCUUCUUCUCCUUGAAGCACUAGAACUUUAUAAAGAAAACUGGAAUGAGAUUGCUGAACAUGUUGCAACAAAAACAAAAGCUCAAUGUAUAUUGCACUUUGUUCAAAUGCCAAUUGAGGACACCUUUCUUGAUUAUGAGGAUGAUAUUGAUGCUAGUGCAAAAGAAACUGCAGAUCCUACUUCAACUGACAAUGAAUCAUUGGCCCCCAAGGAUGCCCCUGAAACAACAGAGAAUAAGACUGGUGCUAGUGAGAGUGACCCCCAAACUUCCCCAGUGGAUACUUCAAAAGAGGUGACUGAAGUAAAUGUUGGACAAGAUACUUCAAAGCCAGAGGAUGUAAAUGAAGUCAAAGUGGGUGAGGAAACUUCAAAAUUGGAAGAUACUGGGGAAUUGAAAGUUGAUCAGGAGACAGAUGAGAGCUUUGCACUGAAUGCUCUUAAAGAAGCGUUUGAAGUUGUUGGUUAUCCUCCAACAUCUGAAGGUCAACUUUCAUUUGCAGAAGUGGGAAACCCUGCCAUGGCAUUGGCAGCAUUCCUUGCACGUUUGGUGGGACCUGAUGUUGCUAUUGCUUCAGCGCAUAAUUCUUUGAAAUCCAUAUCUGCCAGUUCUCCUGGCACUGAGCUGGCUGCAAGGCAUUGCUUUCUAUUGGAAGAUCCACCAAGUGACAAUAAGGAACAAGCUGGUCCUGAUAGUGUUGCUGCUGAAGUGCUGAAAGACAAAGUCCAGGAAGACAUAGUUGAUGAAGACAAAAGCCAGAAAGAGGAUAACGCCAACUCAGGUUUGGAAGAUAAAGAUUUAUCAAAUGAUAAAGGUGACAAGAAACUUGAAAAACCUUCUCCCGAAGAAAAGUCACAAUCUGCAGAAGAACAGGAUGGCAUAGUUUCUCAUGAAGAAGUAGGAGCUGAUAAUUUGAACAAAUCAGACAAUUUAGAGUUACCAAAGGACCAAUCACCAACUACUGUGGGGAAGUUGGAUGAUUCAAAACUCGAGGCAGAGAAUCCACCAAGUUCUGAGAAGGAGUCAGGAGAGGGAAUUUCAGUAGGAAAGCCUUCUGUACCUACAGACACACCUAAGGAUGUGGAUAUGUGUGAUUCACUUCCCUCAACAAAGGAUGAGCCUCAGCAGCCAGUUACAUCAAAUUCAGUUGAGGAACCUCCCCAUUCUACAGAAGCAUCAAAAGAUCUGGAUGUGUCCAAUUCUCCAGCUUCACAAAUAACUGAGCCUCAGCAACCGGUUACUGCCAAAUCAGAAGAACCUCCUCAACCUACAGAGGAAUCAAAGGAUGUAGACAUGGUGUCUGAUCCUCAGCCCCCAGAACAGGAUGAUUCUCAGCAACCAGUUGCAUCAAAUUCAAUGGUUGAAACCGGAGCAAGUGAGGAUCAAACUAACGAUGGUAAAAGUGAAAAACAUGACACUACAGAGACAAAAGUGGAUCAGAAAAUUGAUAAACUAAAGCACGCUGCAGUUUCUGCAAUCUCAGCAGCUGCAGUGAAGGCAAAACUUCUAGCAGAACAGGAAGAAGAUCAAAUCCGACAACUUGCAGCAAUGUUGAUAGAGAAGCAGUUGCAUAAGUUGGAAGCAAAAUUAGGUUUCUUUAGCGAGAUGGAAAAUGUUGUAAUGAGGGUGAGGGAGCAAUUGGACAGGUCAAGACAGAAGCUCUACCAUGAGCGGGCACAGAUAAUUGCAGCCCGCCUUGGCUUACCAGGUUCCUCAUCUAGACCAAUGCCAUCGUCAAUGCCUGCCAAUAGAAUGACCAUGAAUGUUGCAAACUCAGUUCCAAGACCCCCGCUAAACAUGACUUCCCUUAGGCCACCUAUGUCAAGACCCAUGGGGCCAACGGCUCCAACCUCAAACCAAUUUUCACCCACAGCCUUGGCAGGAAGUUCAAUAAGGCCUCCCAGCCAGGACAAACUUUCUUCAGUCGGGUCGAAGUAA
This is a messenger RNA of Prunus armeniaca (apricot), 3096 nucleotides long. NCBI's taxonomy places the organism in Eukaryota, Viridiplantae, Streptophyta, Magnoliopsida, Rosales, Rosaceae. The record is from the annotation of a GenBank genome assembly.